GAGCGAGCAAGAGAGAGAAAGAGAAAGAGAAAGAGAAAGAGAGAGAAACAGGAGGGAGUGUGAAAGAUUUAUAGAUAAUACAAAGGAGAGACCGCUGAAGCGCUGAUCUCUCUCCCCCACAAAAAACCAUCCCCCACCCAGUAAACCUACUCGCAUUGAUCUCUGCUCUUUCCCCUGCCGCCUCCCUCCCUCUCUCUCUAUCUCUUCUUUUUCCUGGAAAAAUCUUGAAUUUUUCACCCAUUGGAGCCGGGCAACGAAAGCUUCUAGCUUUUCCUUGUUCUGCUUCUCCUUCUUCUUCCUGGUCCGUGUUAUUUUCCCUUCCAGAGGGUGUACUCUCUUGGGUUCGUGAGGAAAAUCAGUGGGGUUCGGCCAGCAAUUUCGGUACUUUGACUCGCGCGCCAGUUGGGACUCUUGGAGUGACAUUUUCUUGCCCACUGCAUUCCUGAUCCUCCCGCGGUCCCGUUCCAGCUUCUGGUGAAUGUUCAGGAGAUCUCAUUGAUGGGUCCUGGACUGUAGAUCUUGAGAUGAUGGAGAAGGAAGCGAAGAAUCAGAGAGCCAAGGAGCCGGAUUUUGUGUUGCAGUGGGGGAAUAGGAAGAGGCACAGAUGUGUGAAGGUCAAGAACAAAGACCACAAUUUCUCCUCCACCAACAACGCCCCUAACAAUAACAGCAGCACCAGCAAAUUGUCUUCUGAUUCCUUUGGGAAGAAGAAGAUCAUGAACGGCGUCGUCAAUACCAAGAGGGAUUCGUCCCACCACUCACCUCACCGAGGUCUCAGCAGUAGGAACUCGGAGGCGCACAUGAAUAAACGCAAGGCGUCGCCGGAGAAGGAAGACCGGUUCUACACAACGAGGGGAUCGUUGGGUGCAGAUGAGAAUGGGAAGGUGUUGUUGGAUCACAACAUGAAGAACGACAAAGGGGUGGUUGUCUGGCCCAAAUUGUUCCUCUCCUUAUCCAACAAGGAGAAGGAAGAGGAUUUCAUGGCGAUGAAAGGGUGUAAGCUUCCUCAGAGGCCUAAGAAAAGGGCUAAAUUGAUCCAAAGGAGUGUGCUUCUGGUGAGUCCUGGUGUUUGGCUCUCUGACUUGUCCCAGGAGAGAUACGAGGUUCGAGAGAAGAAGGCUUCAAAGAAGAAGCCCAGAGGGUUGAAGGCAAUGGGAAGCAUGGAGAGUGAUUCAGAAUGAGAGAUGGAGAAGAUGAUUACCCAGAAAGGUGUGAUAGCUUCAAGAGAUAGAAACAACAGAGAGAGAGAGAGAGAGAGAGAGAGAGGGGGAGAGGGAGGGAGAUAGGUGUCCUUUUGGUUUGUUUGUUCUAUUGUAGAGGAUUCAUUGGAAAUUUAAGUUGAUUUUGAGUUUUUCUCUUUCCAUUGUAGUUUCGUGUUCUAAGGUCUUUGUUGCACUUCGUCAUUAUCGUUACUCAUAUGAUGUUUCACCAGAA
Messenger RNA from Eucalyptus grandis, 1434 nucleotides. RefSeq lists its product as uncharacterized. Lineage: Eukaryota; Viridiplantae; Streptophyta; Magnoliopsida; Myrtales; Myrtaceae. The transcript is spliced from 5 exons. The record is from RefSeq and is a predicted model, not a curated record. The coding region runs from base 525 to 1181 and encodes 218 amino acids.